AUGACAAACAAAGACCUACAGAAACUCAAGGUCGACCAGAACCGGAUGAUGGAGACCCUGCAUCAUACCUGUACUUUCGGGCCAGGAGCUAGAUGGGGAAGCAAUCCUACAGACACUGGCAUGUCACGUCUGACACUGUCUGACGAUGAUAAAAAGGUCCGGGACUGGUUCGUCGAGACCACCAAGUCCCUCGGAUGCAAGGUAACCAUUGACGCCAUGGGCAACAUCUUUGCGGUCCGACCCGGUCGUCGCUCUGAUGGUCCUCCAACUUUCGCGGGCUCUCACCUGGACACACAACCAACUGGCGGCCGAUAUGACGGCAUCCUGGGUAUCCAGGCCGGUAUUGAGAUGUUGAAGAUUCUCCAAGAAAACGACGUUGAGACCGAGUUCCCCGUCGGUGUAGUCAACUGGACCAACGAAGAAGGCGCGCGGUUCCCCAUCAGCAUGAUGUCUUCUGGAGUCUGGGCCGGUAAAACCACCCUUGAGCAAGCCCAUUCUACCAAAGAGGUCGAUGGGCCAGCCACUGUUAAGUCUGAGUUGGAGAGGAUCGGAUACCUGGGCGAAAUUCCCGCGAGCUACAAAUCCACUCCUAUGGGCGCUCAUUUUGAACUGCACAUCGAGCAGGGUCCUCUUUUGGAGAGGGCCUCGAAGAAGAUUGGUGUCGUCCAGGGUGUUCAGGCAUACAAGUGGUUCACUAUUGACAUUAAAGGACGAGAUGCACAUACUGGAUCAACUCCUUUCGCCGACCGCGCUGAUGCUCUGCUCCUGGCCGCUCGUCUCAUCACGCACUCCCACCGAGUCGCAACCAAGCACCAAGCGCUCGCCUCAACUGGCAUCCUGAGACUGAGUCCCGGCAGCACAAACACAAUCCCUGGGCACGUCAGCUUCACCCUGGACGUCCGGUCACCAAUCGACGAAACCGUAGACGAGGUCGAGAACCAGCUGAAGCACGACUUUGAUCUUUUGGCUCGCGGCGUUGACGUAGACGGUCUGCUCACGGGUGCAACACCGAGUUUGCCAUUGUCGGUCGCUUGGCAAACGGAUACCAUCUCAUCAGCGACCAAGUUCCAUCCAGACUGCAUCCAGGCUGUGCGCGAGUCCGCGGAAUCCGUGCUGGGCGACCGGGAUGGCAUGAUUGACAUCUCCAGUGGCGCGGGACACGACAGCGUGUACACGAGCAUGCAUUGCCCCACGACGAUGAUCUUCAUUCCCUGCAAGGGUGGGGUUAGCCACAAUCCCGAGGAGUGGUCGAGCCCGGAGGAGUGCGCUAUUGGAGCCGAGGUGUUGUGUCAGGCUGUUGUGAGGUUUGACCAGAAGAGAAGCUGA
Molecule: messenger RNA, 1326 nt
Organism: Ilyonectria robusta
Lineage: Eukaryota; Fungi; Ascomycota; Sordariomycetes; Hypocreales; Nectriaceae
Exons: 4
Coding region: 1-1326 (441 amino acids)
Molecular function (GO): hydrolase activity, acting on carbon-nitrogen (but not peptide) bonds, in linear amidines
Source: RefSeq, a predicted model, not a curated record